AUGGUACGGCUUCUGAAAGUUCGGGCCUUCGACAAUGUACUGGGACCUCAUCCACAGGGUCGAGACGCAGCUCCUCCAGAAUGCAAUGGACAAAAUGAUAUACCUAAAUGUUAUUCGGAUACAGCAGGAGGAGCGGCCUCGAAACUCGACACAUCUGAGUCGUUUCCAAGGACUACUGAUGGCUCUGCGCUUGCAGUCGAAUCCAAUGGUCUUGGAAGAGGCAAACCAACAGAUGUACAGACUGCCAACGUCACAACGCCUACGAUACUUCCAACUCAAAGUGUAGAUCCUACUCUAUCGACAACUGUAGUCAGCUCACAACCAAGUUCGAUAACAGCGGGAAGUGUGGGAGGACCAGCACACGAUAACAGCGGACUCAGUACAGGAGAAGUAGUGGGAAUCGCAGUCGGAACUCUGGUCAUAGGCGCAGCACUCGCAUUUCUUGCAGCAUUCUUCUUUUUCAAGCGACGAAACAGACAACAGAAUACCAACAUUGGUGGCAGAGGAUACCCGGGUUAUGGAGAUUCAGUGCCUGAGCUUACCAUGGUACAAAAGAGCGUUGGUAGCUUAGGAGACAUGCAUAGCCCUUACGUACAGGUGCCUCAGACGCCGAUGCUGGCUCGACGACCCAUUCCGCCCGCAAUUCCAGCUCCGGUAACUGUGGAUCACACAACACACACGGAUAUCGCUGGUUUCUUGCCACCUGUUGCACGAGACGGCGAGGUGUGUGAUAGAGUAUCGGCGUUAUUUGAGAAGAUGCAUGAGCAUAUAGAGCGAGAUUAUCGCGACAUUCAUGCCAACGUCACACCAAGCAUGGAAUCUGGAAUUGCUAGCUUUGGAGCAAAGGGCGUCAAUAUGACGGAAAUGUUGCAAGAGUGCUCGAAUCCGACUACUGCGCUCAAGCAUGCACUCGUGUCGUAUGUGAUGGCCAUAACAAGUUGGCACAAAGACGAAGAACACAUGGGUGCACUAUUCCCCGAAGAACUCAGGAAUAUAAAGUCUGAGAGGCACAGCAACAGCUCCGACCCGGGCGUCACGGCAGCAGCUUCUCUACUUAAACGAACCUCUGUGUACCUUUACACUAGUACAUCUGGUACACCCGAGUCGGCUCAAUCGUGGGCGAUUCAAUCCAGUGCCCGCGAAGCCGCUGAACACUUUUCCAUGACGUUUUUCCCAUGGGCCAACCCCACAUGUAGUGACCAGCAAAAAGACGAAGACCUUACGUCUAUUAUCAUAGAAGCACGAGAGAUAAGCAUAUGGCUGUUCGGGCAGCCAGAUGUAUACAAGUUUGAAUGGGACGGAGCUGGUAGAGGAGGAGUGCUAGUCAACCCAGCACUGGUGAGGCGUACAAACGCAACUGGCGAUGAACAGGAAACGAGGGUAGUGGAAGGAACAGUCAUGGGUAUGUAG
Molecule: messenger RNA, 1410 nt
Organism: Bipolaris victoriae FI3
Lineage: Eukaryota; Fungi; Ascomycota; Dothideomycetes; Pleosporales; Pleosporaceae
Exons: 2
Coding region: 1-1410 (469 amino acids)
Source: RefSeq, a predicted model, not a curated record